Lodderomyces pseudojiufengensis is the source of this 1587-nucleotide messenger RNA. RefSeq lists its product as uncharacterized. NCBI's taxonomy places the organism in Eukaryota, Fungi, Ascomycota, Pichiomycetes, Serinales, Debaryomycetaceae. Gene Ontology annotation, cellular component: Ric1-Rgp1 guanyl-nucleotide exchange factor complex; Golgi membrane. The record is from RefSeq and is a predicted model, not a curated record. Gene Ontology annotation, biological process: retrograde transport, endosome to Golgi. The transcript has a single exon. The coding region runs from base 1 to 1587 and encodes 528 amino acids.
AUGCUGACUGAAUGGACCAAACAACUAGAAAAUCUCACCAUCUCUUUGAAAUAUGAUGAACUUGAGAAUGAAACUGUCAAAUGUGAAUUGACCUUUCACAAUACUUCAAAAUCAGAUGUCGUGAUAAAUCCAACCGAAUCAAAUGGUACCAAAAGUUGGCUACCGAGUUUCUUUCAAACACAAGAAGAAGAAAAAUUAAUUGAUCAACCAAUUGACCAAACUUUAAAGCUAGUAUUGGGACAUAUACAGUUAUUUGGUUAUAUGAUUUUGAAUUAUAAAUUUUCAAUGGACAUUGCUGCACUAGAUUUGAAUAAACAUUAUCAAUGGUGGAACAAUACUGAAUAUUUGAAUCAAUAUAAUAUUAAAGAUGAUGAAGAGGACAAGAAGGAGCAAGAGGCGUUUACAAAAAUAGAUGAAAUGGAUUUUAUUCAACAACGAUUCAAUGAUAAGUUAGUAUUUGGUGGUUUAUUAGCUGGGAUAAAAGAUCUUAGUACAAACGAGAUAGACAUUGAUCCAACUUUGUUACAUGAUUUAAUAAAUCCUUUCGAUUCGUUUCCAACUACAAACAACUUACUACCAUUAUCUGACCUAACGGAAUCAAUUUUGCCAUUUUAUACAACUCAACAAUCUUUAUUAUUCACUGAUUUAAAUAUUCCUCAAAAUUCUUCAAAGACAUUUAAAUUUCAAAUACCUGUAAAUGAAAAUUUACCACCUAGUUAUAAUACUAGAUCUACCGGUCCAGCGUGCGAUCAAGGUUGGACAAGUAUAAGAUAUUCACUUGUAGUGAGUCUACAUGAAAAUAAUAUCAAUAAGUCUAAAUCAAUCUAUUUUCCACUAGAUAUAAGACCCAAUCAAAAAUCUGGACAUUUACAACCGAAUUAUUUUGAAAAACCUUUAGGACUAGACAAAUCUUGGUCGAUAAUAGAGAAAGAUCCUGAACCUUCAAGCAUUAACGGCACAACAUCAGGUAAAAAAGAUUUCUUAAAUGAUUUAUCCCUGCUUAUUGAUUCCGAUGUUUAUAGUAUGCCAAAAAUAUCAACAAAUGAAAGAAGAAAACUGAGUUUAAAUAUUGUAACCGAUUCAAUGAAUAACGGUUCUUACUUGCAGCAACUACCCCCACAUUUGAAAACCCUGUACCAAUUAAAAGUCAAUAGUGAAGACAUCUGUAAAAUAUAUCUAUCUAAGCCUUAUUUCCAUAAGGGUGAAGAUAUUCAUUAUACUUUAGAAAUUUCACCUGGGGAAACAAAAAUUGUUGGUGUGAUUGCAUAUAUCGAAGCUAAUGAAAUAUAUCAUACCAAUCAAGAGGUCAUAAACAACUACAAUAUAACAGGAAACAAUAAAUUAAAUACUUUAUCAUUAACAUUUUCAAAAGGAACAAAUUUAAUCAACGAUUUCAUAAAUAUUCCUAAAUUCAUCACUUCCCAAUUUCAAAGUAAAUCAUUUAUGGAUUUAAAGUAUUAUUUAAACUUUCAAUUCAAUUUCUCAAAAGAUGAUAUAAAUUCAGAAUCAGAUAUACAAGAUAAAUAUUUUAAAUCGGAAGUGGUUGGAUCGACUUAUCAUUUUAAGGUUCCAUUAUAUAUAUUAUAG